AUGGGGAACCCUUCCUGGCUCAUGUACGGCCCCGAUGAUGCCAGGUUUGAAACACGCCCGAUACCAGUAACCGAAGAUCCCAACGAUGUGACAAUCCGCAUCGCCUACGUCGGCGUGGGCGGAAGUGAUAGCGGCAAAUACAAUAUCCGCCCCCACAUAAUUUUCGCUGCGGACCCGCCGCAUAUGCAUGGCACUCUUUCGAAGAUCUUCAACGUUCCAGCCCAUUGCUGUUACAAAAUUUCCCACAUCAUAAGGGAUAAUGGGAUUCAGUUUGGAGAAAACCUUGGGCUUAGUGAAGCCGCGCUUGUUGUGUCAAUGGCUGUUGCUGUACAUUCUGUGCGGCAGGCUGGUGUCCAGCCCGGAAAUAUAGUUGUUAUUUUGGGACCGAGACCGUUGGGCUCCGUUGGGCUCCGUUGUGCUGCUGUUGAGCGCGAGUUUGGGGCUACUGUCAUAAUGCCUCUCGAUUCCAGUUCGAGGAAGAUGAAGUUUGCUCUAGAAUGGAUAGCGCAUGAUGGGUUUCUGUUCUUGAUUUCUCCUGAGGAAUCAUUGACCGCGGAAGAGAAUAUUGUCGGAAUGGCGGAAUGGCUUCAAAUUUUGGAGUCAGAUUUUGACGCUUGGUAUGCUGGAUUUGAUGUUGUUAUUGGGGCUAUUGGCGCUGAGUUGUGCAUUCAGAUGGCUGUUCACUUGCUUCGGGUUGGCGGCUUGUUUGUUCACACUUGA
This is a messenger RNA of Penicillium hordei, 720 nucleotides long. RefSeq lists its product as uncharacterized. NCBI's taxonomy places the organism in Eukaryota, Fungi, Ascomycota, Eurotiomycetes, Eurotiales, Aspergillaceae. Gene Ontology annotation, molecular function: L-iditol 2-dehydrogenase (NAD+) activity. Bases 1 to 720 code for a protein of 239 amino acids. The record is from RefSeq and is a predicted model, not a curated record. The transcript is spliced from 2 exons. Gene Ontology annotation, biological process: D-sorbitol catabolic process.